GAAAAAUUGUUUUCAUUUUUUUUUUUUAUAAAUAUUAGAAUAUUUAAAUAUAAAAAGUUAAUAAUAUUUUUAAUUAAUUACUACUAAAUGGUGAAAUAAUUUGUUAAACAUUUUUAAACUGAGUUUUCAGAAAAAAUUCUGUGAUAAAUUUAUGAAAAUUCAAAAGUUACUUUGUAUUUUUUUAGAUUGAAACUUCGAGUUCAUUUAUUUGACUAUUAUUGUUCAUUAUCCACGUAAGUUUUUUGAUGAAAUAUUAUGAAAAUGACCAACAGUAUAAAUAACUAUUAUACAGAGAAAAAUAUUAAAAAAGUAUCAUCAAAUUUACUCUAAAAACAAAUCAAAUGAACAUUUUUUUCUUAACCAAGAACAAAAUUAUCAUGAGAACUUAAUUGAAAACCAAUUUUCAAUGAAGAGUUAGAAAAAAAAUUAGUUAUUGAAAUCAUGUCAAUUGAUAACUUAACUCUCCAGUUAUGUGAUAUACAAGAUGAAUCAUGGGAAGUUGAAGAUAGUAUGAAUAAUUUAAAUCAUGACUAUCAAAAUGUUCAUGAAGUUAUUGAUAUGAGCGCUAAAGUAGUUAAUUUUGAUGAAUUAUUGAAUUGCAAUGAAAAUAUUGUUUCUAAAAAUGAAUCUUUAAAAUUAUCAUCAAAAAAUUGUCUAAGAAACAUCCAUCUAAGCUCCCAUAUUAAUGAAGAUUCAAAAACUAAAAAAAAAUUUAGCAAUUAUAAAGUAAAUGAGUUAGACUUUAAUUAUAGAAACAAUACAAUUUCAUAUGAUAUGGAUUGUCAUAAUUUAAAGGAAUCAGAAAUAAAUUGUUUGAAUAAUACUGAAAUAUCUUAUAUUAAAAAAGAGUUUGAAGUUACUUCAAUAGAUAAAAAUAAUUUAAAAAAUAAUAGAACUCAUGUAAAAAAUGAUUUGGAUGGACAUUCUGAAAACCCAAUUACAGAAGUUAAAGAACAGGAAAAUAUGUGUAAUUCAAUUAAAGUUAAGAUUGAAGGAAAUUCAGAAUUUUAUUGCAUUGGUAACAAAUUAUAUGAACUUGAAAAAAUGGAAACAGAAUCAAUGUUAGAAUCUAAUAGCAAAUCAAAGUAUAGUUUUUAUAAAAAUGGUGUAGAAUCUGAUGAUUUUUUAGGAAUAAAACAUGAGUUUGAUAAAAAAUCAAUUGAACAAACAAAAGAGGAAUUAACACAAGAAAACAUAGAAAAAUGUAUAAUCGAUGAAAAUUUAUAUUUUCAAGAAGAGCCGGAUAUUGUAGAUCCUGAUAUAAUGUACAACAUCGACUUAGAUCAACAUUUUAGAAAAAUGGAUUUUUUGCUACAACAAAUUUCAAAUACACCUGAUGAUCUUAGAGUAUUAGAUGAAUGUAUGCAAUUACCGCCCAUUCCUCAAAUAGAAUUUAGUACAAAAGUAUUCACUGAAAAAGAACGAUCAGCAUUUAAUGAAGGCAUAUCAGAGUGGGAAUAUGAAAUUGAUCGUGAAAAUUGGAAUAAAAUAAUGGUUAAAAGAGCAGCUGUCUUCACAGCUCAUGCAGGAUUCGAUUUAUCUUCUGAAGAAAGUUUGUAUGUUAUAGCCGAUAUUGCUACUGAUUAUAUAAAAAAAUUGGCUGGCAUAAUGAAAAAACAUUUUGAUUCUCAAAUCAAUAACUCAACAUUUAAUCUUUUCAAUCCUAUUGAAAGAAGUCUUUGUGAGGUUGGUGUUAAAGGCGGAGUUGUAGAAUUAAUUCAGCAUUAUAGGAAUGAUAUAUUUGGAAGGCGAAAUCGUUUACUUAUUAAGUGUAAUUAUUAUCAGGUAAUUAUUGAUCAGUUUAUUAAAAAAAAGUUAAUAGACACAGGAGUUGAUGUAGAAAAUAUUCCUGGUGAUAAUCUUGAUGUAAAACGAAUAACUAAUGAAACAGAAGUACGAAAUAAUAAUUUAUUUUUAGAAAAAUUGUCAUUUGAAUGUAUGAAGAAACCAAAUGAAAUAAUUCAUAAUUCUUCAUUUGAAAAACUAGGUGUUAUGAAUAAUACUGAUUUAGAGUCUAUGGAUAUGUCAAAUAAUAUGAACACCUCAGAAACUGGAAAUAAAUUUUGUAAUAUAUAUAAACCUAUAUCAUUGAUUAAACAUGAAACGAACACAGAUAUUUUAAAUAAAAACCUAUUUGAUUCAAAAGGAGUAUUUAAAAUAUUAAAUGUAACAAAAAAUAAUUUAAAGAAAAGUGAAGGUACAAAAGAUAAUGAUGAGCAAAUGUAUUUUGUAAAACAUGAUGAUCAAUUUGAUAUUCUAGAUAGUAAUAUUGACUAUUGUCAAAAACAAUUAAAUCUUUUGGAAUGGGGUGUUAAAGAAUUUGAAAAUUGCAAUUCUGAUUAUUCUGAUGAAGAUGACAUCAAUAAGUGUAAAGAUAAUUUAUAUCUAAAUCAAGGCGAUAAUAGAUCUUAUAAAAUAGAUGACAAAGUAAAUGAUGAUCUCUCUACCCAAUCAAUUGAUUCAAAAAGUAUUAAAAAUAUUUCUCAAUGUGAAAAAAAUGAUAUUCAAGAACCAACAAUAUCUUAUUCAAAAAAUACAUCAUUAUGUAAUAUAAAUUCUUUUAACACCAACUAUUCAAAUGUCACAAAUUUUGUUAACGAUUGUAACACUAAAUCAAGUAAUGAACCAUCAUUUCAGAGUUUAAAUAAUGAAAUUCAAAUGGUCACUACAUAUAACCCAAGGUUAAGCGAUUUCAAGCUAGAAGUAGAAAAUUGUACAUCAAAUUUUCAAGCUGUGGUCCAAAAAACAAACUCAGAAAUUAGUGUAAUAAUUGAUCAACAAAAAAAAAUUAUUUCAAAUUCUCCAAUUAAUAUUCUUAAUAGUGAUAUAAGUAUACAAACUAAUGAAUUAGGUUAGUAAAAUUAGUAAGUAUUUUGUAAAUUAAUUUGCAUACUAUCAAGUUGAAUAAUAUAAAAUAUAUAUAUUAUGUGAGAGUA
Daktulosphaira vitifoliae (grape phylloxera) is the source of this 2936-nucleotide messenger RNA. RefSeq lists its product as uncharacterized. Lineage: Eukaryota; Metazoa; Arthropoda; Insecta; Hemiptera; Phylloxeridae. Gene Ontology annotation, cellular component: SAGA complex. Bases 442 to 2856 code for a protein of 804 amino acids. The transcript is spliced from 2 exons. The record is from RefSeq and is a predicted model, not a curated record. Gene Ontology annotation, molecular function: transcription coactivator activity.